This is a messenger RNA of Coffea arabica (coffee), 2653 nucleotides long. The record is from RefSeq and is a predicted model, not a curated record. NCBI's taxonomy places the organism in Eukaryota, Viridiplantae, Streptophyta, Magnoliopsida, Gentianales, Rubiaceae.
UCGAAAUUCAAAUUGGACGACCCCCCAAAAACCUCCCAGCCAUCAUCUCCUUCUUCUCCAUUUUCAUUCUUCCUUAAUCCUUAUGUAUAUGCAAAAGAGAAACUCUGUUCUACUUUAAAUACUUUAUAGGCCAACAGUUCUGUUUGAGUAAAGUUCUCCAAGUGAAAAUUCAAAUAUGACCGAUAAUCAGGAAUCCCAUAAGCGGACCCAGCCCCCUCUCAGCCUUAAUCAGCGCCACAAUCGGAUUCUCAGUGACCUGUCGGCGUCCCAUUCGAAACCCAUUUCCCAAAUCCCGGGGGAAGAAAUUUGUGAAAACCAGUCGAAUGUAAAGGUGAAGAAGAAGUUGCAAGGCAGACGCCGUCUCUGUAAAGCGUAUUCAGCAUCUGAUGCUGCUGAAAACGAAGACGUUUUUGGCUUCUCUGGAAUCGCCGACUUCGAUUCUCCUUCUCCUCCCCGUCCUUUUGCCGUAGAGCAAUUACAACAACAAAAUCAAUCAAAGUUUACUGCUGAAGCAGAUGAUUUUCCAAGCUUCUCUGGGAUUGCGGAUUUUGAUUCCCCGUCUCCACUUUCUGAUAAAGUAAGACCAUCAAAUGUUGUUCUGGACAGUCGUGAGGUUUGUAACAAGGAUGGCAACGCUGAUGAAACAAGAUCUAGUUCUUCAUAUGGUGAUUCUGAUCUUGUUCCUCAUCCACCAGGAGAAGAGGGGAAACUGGUGAAAGUGAGGAUUGAGGGUAGCCGGAGCCCUUGUAGAGCAUCAAGAAAUGAUGGUUAUCGUAGCAAGAUGGAUAUUGAGAUUACCAAAACAGAAGAGUCCAAAGGUUUGGGGAUUUCGGAUUGCGAUUCUUCACCUUGGGUAAAAACUGCUCUUGAGAAUAGCUAUGGAGGUGGCAUGAAUGAAAUAAGGGAUAUUCUUAAUGAUUUAAGCUCAAGGCUUGAGAUUUUAUCCAUUGAGAAGAAAAGGGAGCCUAGGAGGAUUGACUUGAAAGAUGAUUCUAAGCAUUUAUCUAAGAGUGAAGUGAACCAUGCAAAAAACAAUGAAGAAAUUCCUGACUAUGAAAGUGCUGCUUCUUCAUUUUCAACCUCGUCUGGUUCAUCAGUAGCUUCUGCUAAGGAAUCUGACAUUGGAUAUUCUCAUAUUGAUGAUUUUAAAAAGAAUAAUGAUUUUGAUGUUGCAUCUCAGAUUCGUAAUUCUUAUGAGAAGUUAGAAAGUGGCAUGAAGAUUUGUCAGCCACCUAAAAAUGACAUUAAGAAAGUUAUAGUCAACUCUGAUUCAGCUAGACGAUCAUUUGAGUCCACUUUAAGAGAAGAAGGGGAAAACGAGGAUAAUGAUUGUUUUAUUGUGAGUGGGAAGGAUUUUAAUAAGAAAGGAGUGAAGUGGCGUAAGUCCAAUCAUCUUUAUGAAGAUUCUGAUAAUUUUGAUGCAUUGGAAGAUCCUGCUGUUGUUUUUGUUUCAGAGGAGGAGCACGUAAUUACUUUGACUGGUCCAAAGUUUACCUUUAGAUUACCUGGAAAAAUUGGCAAAAUGUUGUAUCCUCAUCAACGUGAUGGAUUGAAGUGGCUUUGGUCUCUCCACUCUAUGGGUGUUGGAGGUGUAUUGGGUGAUGAUAUGGGUUUAGGCAAGACAAUGCAGAUUUGUGGUUUCCUAGCUGGACUCUUCCACUCAAAUUUGAUUAAGAGGGCCCUGGUUGUUGCUCCUAAAACACUGUUGCCCCAUUGGGUCAAAGAACUUUCAACUGUGGGCCUUGCUGGAAAGACAAGAGAAUAUUUCGGAACUUCAGUGACUACAAGGCAAUAUGAGCUUCAAUAUGUACUACAGGAUAAAGGUAUUCUUUUGACAACUUACGACAUCGUGCGGAAUAAUGUAAAGUCAUUAAGUGGAGAUUACUAUUAUAAUGAUGAAGGAAGUGAGGAUGAAAUGACGUGGGACUAUAUAAUUCUUGACGAGGGUCAUCUGAUAAAAAAUCCCAGUACACAGAGGGCAAAAAGUCUGCUUCAGAUUCCUGCAGCACAUCGUAUUAUUAUUAGUGGCACACCCCUUCAAAACAAUCUCAAGGAGUUGUGGGCCUUAUUCAACUUUUGCUGUCCUGAGAUUCUAGGUGACUAUAAAUGGUUUAGAGAAAAGUAUGAGAAAUUAAUUAACCGUGGAAAUGAGAAAAAUGCGUCUGAUAGGGAAAAGCGCAUUGGUUCAACUGUUGCAAAGGAAUUAAGAGAAAAAAUUCAACCUUACUUUCUUCGCCGUUUGAAAAGUGAGGUAUUCAGUGAAGAUGAUUCCAGCAAUAGCUGCAAACUCUCUAAGAAGAAUGAGAUCAUUGUGUGGUUAAAAUUGACUAGGUGCCAGCGACAAAUCUAUGAAGCUUUCUUGAAAAGUGAGAUAGUCCUUUCAGCUUUUGAUGGUUCUCCUUUGGCUGCACUCACGAUCUUGAAAAAAAUAUGUGACCAUCCACGUCUCUUGACAAAAAGAGCUGCUGAGGAUGUGUUGGAAGGCAUGGAUUCAAUGCUAGACCAGCAAGAUCAUGAUGUGGCUGAGAAACUGGCAAUGCAUAUAGCAGAUGUUGAUAAAAUGUUUGACUUUGAGGAGAAGCAUGAUAUUUCCUGCAAGACAUCAUUUAUAUUGUCUUUGCUGGUUAGGAUACCAUGUCAUAAUCAAUUAAGA